Messenger RNA from Eimeria necatrix, 606 nucleotides. RefSeq names its product DEAD box ATP-dependent RNA helicase family member protein, related. NCBI's taxonomy places the organism in Eukaryota, Apicomplexa, Conoidasida, Eucoccidiorida, Eimeriidae. Gene Ontology annotation, molecular function: translation initiation factor activity. Gene Ontology annotation, biological process: cytoplasmic translational initiation. Gene Ontology annotation, cellular component: cytoplasmic stress granule. The transcript has a single exon. The record is from RefSeq and is a predicted model, not a curated record. The coding region runs from base 1 to 606 and encodes 201 amino acids.
AUGCGGGAGUUCCGACAAGGAGAAACAAAAGUUUUGAUUUGUACUGACGUUUUGUCUCGUGGGAUCGACGUUCCCCAGGUGACCCUCGUUGUCAACUUCGACUUGCCCAUUUACUACACGGCCAGGGGCCCCCGGGGGCCCCUGGGGGCCCCCCUGGGGGGCCCCCUGGGGGGCCCCCUGGGGGGCCCCCCCCCGGGCUUCGGGGGCCUCCACGGCGCCGGGCCUCCGGGCUUUGCAGGGGUGGAGGGCUCCUGGGAGGCGGGGGGCCCGGAGCAGGGGGGGCCCCCAGACCUGGGGGGCCCCCCGGGGGCCCCCGGGGGCCCCGGGGGCCCCGGGGGCCCCGGGGGCCCCGGGGGCCCCGGGGGCCCCGAAGGGGUCUGCGUGAACUUUGAAACUUACCUGCACCGCAUAGGGAGGACUGGGAGGUUCGGUCUUCGGGGAAUUGCAGUGAAUUUGGUUUGUCCUGAGGAGUUUUUCUUGUUGGAUCAAAUUAGGACUUUUUAUAAUUGCCAAAUUAAUCCUUUAAGUCCCGACACAGAAGCAAUAGAGGCCAUCAUUCGCAAACUCCGCGUCGAAGGCUCAGGGGGGCCCCCCAAGGGCCCCUGA